Messenger RNA from Paramecium primaurelia, 1274 nucleotides. The record is from the annotation of a GenBank genome assembly. Lineage: Eukaryota; Ciliophora; Oligohymenophorea; Peniculida; Parameciidae.
AUGAAUAUUUUACAAUAAAAAUCAAGUUAAGAACCCUAAGAGACGAUCUGUAAAGCUCACAACCUGGAAUUCAUUGCAGUUGACUUAGACAUGUCAGAUAAAUCAUAAAUUAAGUUCUUUUGUGGUAAGUGUUUAGUUGAUAAAUUAAAUAAUAAUAAAGUGACAACCAUUGAGUAGUCAAAGGAAAGAAUCUAAUAAAUAAAGACUUAAUAAAAAGAAAUACAGACUAAAGAGAAUUAAGCAAGACUCAGCUACUAUAAAAAUAUUUUAGAUUAAAUAAUGGAUUUUAAAAGGUCUAUGGAUGAUUCUUUAGAAAAGAUUCAUAAGUAUAUAUAAUAAUAUAUGUUUCCAAUUUAAAAAGAAAAAUAAGAAUUACAAGAAAAUUAAUAUCAAUUAAAUUAUUUUGAAGAUAUCAAAUAAUUGUCAGAAUUAUAUUCUAACGAUUAAUAGAAAUCAAAUAAAUUAAUUGAAGAUAAUCAUUUUGUGGAUGAAUUAACAAAAUAAUUUGAAUUAUUAUUUAAUAAUGCUGAAUAUUUUUAGACAUUAGAUACAUUUAAGAAUACAAAACAAAUUAUUUAAGAUCUAAUGGAAAAUAAUAUUAUUGAAUUACCACCAUUAUUAUAGACAAAAAAUGAAUAUGUAAUUAAUAAUUUAUAUAAUUAAUUUAAUAGAAAACACCAAGCUUAAAUAAAAUUUGUGUGAAUCAUAAAAAAGAAAUUAUUAUGAUUGAUAUGGAUUCUUAGUCUAAGAAAAUUGAAGAUAGAUUUGUUUGUGUUGAUUGUAUAUCUGAAAAUCCAUAAAUUAAAUAUUAAACAAUUGAAAAUAUAAAUAAAUAAUGGAUAGAUUACAAUUCAGAAUCUUACAAAAUAUUAUAACAAUAUAAAAAGGAAAGUAAAACUAAAAGAUGUGAUUUACUUACUUAAAUUGCUUAAAUGAGAAAAAAUUAUAAUUAAAAAUUAAAUGAAAUUAGUGAUAAAUUAAUAUUAGAAUAAUAAUAAUAAUAAUAAUAAUAAUAAUAAUAAUAAUAAUAAUAAUAAUAAUAAUAAUAUAUAACUAAAGAAUCAAAUUAAAUAAAAAAGAUAUCAAUAUAAUCUUUAGAUAAUGAAUAAUUAUUAAAAGAUUUAAAAUAAAUAAUUUAAAAAGAAAAAGUGAUAUAAAAUUAAACAAUAAUAAGUUUAAAAAAUAAAGAUUUAAUAUUUUAGAAAGAGAUAGAAAAUCAUUUAGAAUCAUUAAAAUAAUAUGAUUAAUUAGAUAUUUAAUAAUCAAUAGAUAUA